CCCAAAAAAACAAUAGUAGUAGAAGAAGAAUUCCACUGCCAAAACUUACAUUCGUUGAUUCUCGUCAAUGCCCUGAGACACUGUGCACAUUGCAGAGGCACCAAAACGUAUUUUGACACGCUUGCAGGAUACUUCGCUUCGUGAAAUCCCUUGGGCUCCGUGUGAAAAUGGAGGCAUAUUUACGGAGCUGUCACGAUGUGCUUAAGGGUUGUAGUAAGAACAGCCCUGGGCUGCAUAUCGUAAUGGGGAAUGAGGCUUGUGAUAUGGACUCCAUGGUAUCAGCACUGACCUUUGCCUACUUUCUUUCAAAGACUCUGGACUCUAAGAAGGUACCAGUGCCUGUACUCAAUAUCCCACGGGCUGAAUUCCCCUUGCGUUCUGACAGUAUAUUUAUGCUGAGAGAGACCGGUUUAUCCCAGGACUACCUGUUGUUCAGGGACGAGGUGGACCUCUACAGCCUACACAAGGCCAAACGGCUCACACUGACGCUGGUUGACCACAACGUUUUGCCCAGCGCUGACAGUAUAUUGGAAGAUGCUGUCGUGGAAGUGAUUGACCAUCACCUCCUAGAGAGGCCCCCAUCUCGCUCCUGUCCUAUAACCAUAGAGACCGUGGGCUCCUGUGCCACCUUGGUGACAGAGCGCAUUGCCCAGAAAGCACCUGAGGUGCUUGAUCAACAGGUGGCUCAACUUUUAUAUGGUGCCAUUAUCUUAGACUGUGUAAACAUGGCACCCGAGGCAGGUAAAGUCACCCCUAAGGACAGCCAGUACGUCUUCUUUUUGGAGAAGCAUUUUCCAAAGCUGCCUCCAAGGGGCGCUCUAUUUCAGUCUCUACAGAAUGCCAAGUUUGAUGUGUCAGGCCUCUCGACUGAGCAGAUGCUGUUGAAAGACAUGAAAGUAGCAUCCGGUGGGGAUCUGAGACUGGCUGUUAGUGUAAUUUACAUGACACUAGAGGCUUUUCUACAGAGACGUGGCCUACAGCAAGACCUAUGUGAUUUCUGCCACAAUCACAACUAUAACCUGGUGGUUGCCAUGACAAUCUCUUUCAUUGACAACAAAGAGCCCUUCCGACAGCUAGCCGUCUACAGUUCCAGCUCUGUCUACAGGGAAGAGAUGAGUAAAGCACUAGAAAAGGCCAGAAAUCCCAGUCUGGAUCUUCAGCCAAUGAGCAGUCCAUAUUCAGAUGUAAAGGCCUUUGUACAGGGUAACACAUUAGCAUCACGCAAAAAGGUAUUGCCUAUAAUCUCAGACUUCCUGAAGGAAAAUGAGAGGAAAUUGGCUCAAAGUGGGACCAUUGAGGACCUUUAUCUGGAUGAUGAUUGCAAUCAGGAACAGAGUGACUUGCAGCAAUGUGCUGAGGAUACUGGAACUGAGGAUGAUACCCAAGUCCCACCAACACCAAUGAACAGUCUGGUGGAGGGCUGUCCCUUGGACAGUGGCCUGCCAAAAAUCAAUCCUGAGGUGCUGGUGGAGAAAGUUAGCAGGAUGGCUAGCAUGGAGGACCAGUCUCCUGAAGGACAAUGAUGGAAGAUUUAUUGUCCCACAGAAUCCUUCAUUACAGCUGAAGAAGGCCAGUCCUCCGCCUUCCAGAGGAUGCAGUGCAUAUACAGAGGUGCACAAGGGCAAGAAAAUAAAAUGCAACUUUUUUGAUCUGAUAAACUUACAACGGUACUAUAUGGUCGAAAGAGACCUUUCUGUUGACUUUUUAAUUAUUGGUGCACGUAGAUUGAAAUGGAACAUGCAUCAGAUUAUUCAUAAAGGUAUUUAAAGUUAGGAUAUCAUAAGAAAUAUUUUUUUUGGCUGAAUAUUGAUCCAGAUUUAUUCAUAUUUUGAUCUUCUUAAUUAACCAAAAGUCUGAAACUUGUUAAGUUCUACAAGUGACUGCAUGCAUCCACUACAAACCUGUGACUCACAAUUGAUAAAAUGAACUUUCAAAAUGAAUUCCCAAUGUGUGCUCUUGUGGUACAAGUAGUUUUAUGGAUGCUGGCUUUUGAUGCCUCAAACCUCUGUAUUAAUCUUUGUAGUAUUAAGUACCUCCAUUUUUUUAUUAAGUAUUUUCACUGAUCUGAAGCAAGUUUUCAACACAUUUCAAGUUUGUCCUCAGUUUGCUAUCACCCAGUGAAAUGUCAACAUCACAAAUCAAUGCAACAUUACAUCACCUGCCUUCAAGUAGUUACUAACAUUUAGUGGCUUAGUUUUAAGUAAAGGCUGAAGCAAAAUUUUGAAGCAGUGUUCUGCGUGGCAUAUUGUUGAUUGACACAGUUUGUAAAUAUGAUUGGGGAUUGUGUUUACAGUUAAAUAUUUCUAGACAAUCAGGCCAAAGUGUUAAAAUGCAGAAAUGUGAAGCUUGUAUGUUUAUCAAAGCAUUUUUGGAACUCUUCAGUAUUGACUAAUGAGUGGUGAAGUCAUCUUUUUGAGAUGGGACUAAUUUUGUAGGUGGAAAAACCUCUAAUAUUUUACCCUUAUGAAAAGAAACCAGGUUUAAUUUAUUAGCUGGUCAUAAUGUGAGUUCUUCUAAAACAGUCUAAUAGUUACAUACAGUAUUUAAAAUGUUUUGUUGUGGUGCUGUAUGCUUGCCUGCUUGGCUUCCGUUGUAAGUGUAUACUGGAAACACAUUGCCUAUUAGUUUAAGUUUCAUUUAAGUUUUUAUAUAUAUAUAUUGGCUGCCAAAAGUAUGGAAUAGUUGCGUGAUAUUAGCGUGAAGUGAUCAUCUGUGUUCUGCAACUGCUUUCGGGUCCUUCAAUAACAUAUAACAUGUGAGUAAGGGCAGCCAGUGGACUUCCUGGUGCCCUCCUAGUAAAAUGGUGCCCCCCUAGGGAGUUGGUGCCCUACGAAGACUGCAUAGUCUGCUUAUUGGGAGCGGCGAUACUGGUUCCUCUUCACUUCUAACAUCCACUUGUUAACUCUCCUAAGCUCUUCUCCUCAGGGGAAUCCCCACCAUUAUUUUGGAAGUCCAUUCCACUUCGUUAAGUGAGCGAGGAACAGACCCUCAACCCUUCGAUCUUGACCGAGGGAGCGAGCCUACUCUGAUGUAUGCUUCAGGCAGCUCCAUAUCCCACAAUGCAACUCGAUUGUGAAGUGACAACAGAUUGCACUUCAAUAAGCCCCACCCCCACACAACUCUAAUGUAUGAUGAAAGUGAAGUUAGGUCAAUUAAGCAAUUUAGAAAAGUUAUAUUGAGAUUUAACAGCAUAAUACUUGUAGCUAUCUUAAACUGCUUGUCACACAGUUAUAGCUUAUGUGUUCAUUGUAUGUAAAAAUUUUAAUUUGUGUAAACCUUAAUGAAUCCUUUCAAACUCAUUGUCCAUACAAAUUAAUUGUCAUGAAAAGAAAAGUAACACGAGAUUUAUACAAAGCCUCUGAAAGCAAUCACCGAAAACAGGUGCAAAAAUCACUAAUAAAUAAUAAAAGUACCAAUUUCUUUCCAUAAGAGCAAAAUCUGUACAUUAUUCCAAACUUUUGGCCGCCUGUGUGGGUAACUUUAGUAUUUUGUUACUUUUUAUGAUGUCAUCUUGAUUUUAAUUUUGUUCAGUAUUUGAUUUAGGAUUUGACUGCAUUAUAAAGAUGUGUGUGUGAAUAUAUUUGAGAUUAUCAAAACAUGCAACUGUAUUUUUAAUUUGUUCAAUGGGCUGCAGCUUAUUAACAAUAAUUACUAGCGUGAUAAUAUGAUCAAUCUCAAGAAAAAGAAUCACAUUUACCUUUUUUUUUUUUUUUUUUUAGAUUAAUAAUUAAAAAGGUUAAGUCAUAAGGAAAUUUUAUUAGGUCUAAAUGGAAGAAGCACGUGUACUGGCAUAUUAUUGGACCAGCAAAUAAAGGUGUUUUUGUCAUGGAAGCAGAACAACCUAAAUUAUUGCGGCUUAACAGAAAUAAAUUUGAACUUUAGUUUCAUACUCACUUUGAUAUCGGUCUCUCGUUUUGGACUAGUAAGAUUGUGUGUUGGUAUUAUGAGGACUUCCUCAAAAGUGUUGUGUACCCAAUGUUAAUUAACCCUGACAGAUAGUUUGGUGACAUUUGACAUGGUGAAAACAGGAUUGCUGCAUGCUCAAACUAAUGGCACAUUUUUAGUUUUUGAAAAUUAUACAGCCAAACUCUAUACCACCAAUAAAUUAAAAAAUGAAUGCACAUUGAAUGAAUUGUUGAUUUGAAUGUCCAUGUAUUAAUGUGCUGUUAUGGUAAAUUUCUCUCAUUGUUUACUCUCAUGCCAUCUGCAGAACACAAACUAAGAUUUUUAGAAGAAUAUUUUAGGUCUGUAGGUUUUCCGAAUGCAAAUGAAUGGCUGCCAAAACAUUGAAGGUCUAGCAUAGGACUCCAGUGCAAAUUUAUAUCUUCUGAAGCAAUAUGUAGGUGUGGGUAAGAAACAGAUCAAAACAUAAGUCCUUUUUGCUGAAAAUCGACACUUUCACUUCCACAUUCUGGCGUGGAAGUGACUUUCACGUCCAGUCAUUUACUUAGCCUUCAAACAUGGUGAUUUAUAUAUAUAUAAAUGGCAUAAAUAUGUAUUUGUUUCCCAACCUUACCUAUCAUAUUACUUCUGAAGAAAUGGAUUUAACCACUGGAGUCAUAUGGAUUACUUUUAUGCUGCAUUUUUGUCCAUUUUGGAUCAUCUGAGUUCUGGCCACCAUUCACAUUGUUGUGUACCUACAAAACUGAAAUAUUCCUCAAUAAAUCUUAAUUUGUGCUCUGCUGAACAUAGUCAUUCACAUCUGGGAUGGCAUGAGAGUGAGUAAAUGGUGAAAUAAUUUACAUUUCUGGGUGUACUAUCCAUUUAAGUAUCAAAUUUGUACUGUGACUUAAAUAUAAAUAAAAACAUUGGCAGG
This is a messenger RNA of Xyrauchen texanus (razorback sucker), 4816 nucleotides long. RefSeq names its product prune exopolyphosphatase (gene prune1). Bases 168 to 1523 code for a protein of 451 amino acids. The transcript has 8 exons. Gene Ontology annotation, cellular component: cytoplasm. Gene Ontology annotation, molecular function: exopolyphosphatase activity. The record is from RefSeq and is a predicted model, not a curated record. NCBI's taxonomy places the organism in Eukaryota, Metazoa, Chordata, Actinopteri, Cypriniformes, Catostomidae.